This is a messenger RNA of Salvia miltiorrhiza (redroot sage), 930 nucleotides long. RefSeq lists its product as uncharacterized. The transcript has 2 exons. Lineage: Eukaryota; Viridiplantae; Streptophyta; Magnoliopsida; Lamiales; Lamiaceae. The record is from RefSeq and is a predicted model, not a curated record. Gene Ontology annotation, molecular function: nucleic acid binding. The coding region runs from base 1 to 930 and encodes 309 amino acids.
AUGGGAAUGAGGAAAUUCCAAACGAUGUUCAACACUAUACACAUAGACGAGAAGUGGUUUUACCUAACCAAAACUAAGGAUAGGUAUUACCUUUUGCCGGAUGAGAAGGAACCUUAUAGAACUUGCAAAAGUAAGAGAUUUAUUAACAAAAUCAUGUUUCUAUCUGCAAUUGCACGCCCAAUCAUAGAUGAACAGGGGAAUGUGCUUUUUGAUGGAAAAUUGGGCAUCUUUCCAUUCACAAAUGUAGAGGAAGCAAAAAGAAACUCAAAGAAUAGAGCAAAAGGCACUAUGGAGGUUAAACCAAUACCAAACAUCACAAAGAACAUCAUGAGGGACUGCAUGAUCGCUAAGAUGUUACCUGUUUUUAAGGCCAAGUGGCCUGCAUUUUCAAGCAAACACAUAUUCAUACAACAAGACAAUGCGAAGCCACACAUCAAGCCUGAUGACCUGGAGUUUCUAGCAGUUGCAAGAUCAGAUGGUUUCAAUUUCCAACUAGUCUGCCAACCUGCGAACUCUCCGGACACCAAUGUCAAUGAUCUUGGCUUCUUUAGAGCAAUACAAACAUUGAAGGAUCAGAAACCAGCCAAGGAUGUGGUUGAAUUACUCAAAAAUGUGCAUGAAGCAUACUUAGAGUAUCCACCACAGAAAAUCAACCAUGUCUUCCUCACUCUACAGGGAUGUUACCAUGAGAUACUCAAAGCUAAAGGGGAUAACAACUACACAAUCCCUCAUAUGAACAAAGAAAGAUUGGAAAGAGCAGGCAUUCUACCAGAAACUCUACAAGUUGAAGAACUCCUAGUGCAGGAGUGUGUGGAGUACCUACAGGGUCUACAAGAUUAUGGCAGCAAUGAGGAGGCAGCACAACAAACCAUGGAGGAAGAAGAGAUGCAACAAAUCAUGGAGGGGUUCAUGCAUGUGCAAAUCAAUUAG